Molecule: messenger RNA, 1384 nt
Organism: Pyrenophora tritici-repentis Pt-1C-BFP
Lineage: Eukaryota; Fungi; Ascomycota; Dothideomycetes; Pleosporales; Pleosporaceae
Product: vacuolar protease A precursor
Biological process (GO): proteolysis
Cellular component (GO): fungal-type vacuole
Molecular function (GO): aspartic-type endopeptidase activity
Source: RefSeq, a predicted model, not a curated record
AUGAAGACGGCGAUGCUUCUCGCCGCAGCCGGCUCGGCGACUGCGGCUGUCUACAAGACACCACUUAAGAAGGUCUCACUGUCUGAGCAGCUGGAAUUUGCCAACAUCGAGACCCAAAUGGCUGGCCUUAAGCAGAAGUACUCUCAGCAGCACAUGGCCGGCUUCAAGCCCGAGUCUCACAUGCAGGCUGCGUUCAAGGCGCCUUAUAUCGCCGACGGAACGCACCCUGUGCCCGUUACCAACUUUUUGAACGCCCAGUACUUCUCCGAAAUCUCCCUCGGAACGCCUCCCCAGACCUUCAAGGUUAUCCUCGACACGGGUAGCUCUAACCUCUGGGUUCCAUCAUCUUCUUGCAACUCGAUCGCCUGCUACCUUCACACCAAGUACGACUCGUCAUCUUCGUCAACGUACAAGAAGAACGGCACUGAGUUCGAGAUCCGUUACGGAUCUGGUUCGCUCAGCGGCUUCGUGUCCAACGAUGUCUUCCAGAUUGGCGACCUCAAGGUGAAGAACCAGGACUUCGCUGAGGCGACGUCUGAGCCAGGUCUCGCAUUUGCCUUUGGCAGGUUCGACGGCAUCAUGGGUCUUGGCUACGACACUAUCAGUGUCAAGGGCAUAGUUCCUCCCUUCUACAACAUGCUCGAGCAAGGUCUCUUGGACGAGCCUGUUUUCGCCUUCUACCUGGGCGACACCAACCAGCAGCAGGAGUCUGAGGCUACCUUUGGUGGCAUCGACGAGAGCAAGUACACUGGCAAGAUGAUCAAGCUUCCUUUGAGGCGCAAGGCCUACUGGGAGGUUGAGCUUGAUGCUCUGACCUUCGGCAAGGAGACCGCCGAGAUGGACAACACCGGAAUCAUUCUGGACACCGGUACAUCCCUGAUUGCCCUUCCCUCGACUAUCGCCGAGCUCCUCAACAAGGAGAUUGGUGCCAAGAAGAGCUUCAAUGGCCAGUACACUGUCGAGUGCGACAAGCGCGACAGCCUGCCAGACCUUACUUUCACGCUUACCGGCCACAACUUCACCAUCAGCGCCUACGACUACAUUCUCGAGGUUCAGGGAUCGUGCAUCUCUGCAUUGAUGGGCAUGGACUUCCCUGAACCCGUAGGACCUUUGGCCAUUCUCGGUGAUGCCUUCCUCAGGAAAUGGUACUCUGUGUACGACCUUGGCAACUCUGCUGUCGGUCUCGCAAAGGCCAAGUAAGAUGAUUCGGGUUAAGCAUGUCUCUGGCCUGUCAACUUGACACGUGUGACAUGACGUUGCAAGCGUCGUUUUGCAAUGGGCGGCGUUCGGCUCAAAUUGUACCAAGGCGGUAAUCACUUGGGUAUUCUGAUCACAUAACUACUUCAUAGCAGUCCGUAUAAUAUCGAAUGAGGGUUGAACAUCA